CACACCCUGGUUUUAUUCGCCCUCCAUAGUGCGCCUUCUGCUUUCGGGCGGCGGGGCGGUUUGCCCGCACUGCCCCGCCAUGCUAGGAGGGUUACGGAGGCGCUGGGAGGCCUACAAGUACCGCUUCGUGCCCUGGAUCGCGCUCAAUCUCCGCCACAAGCGCAGGACUCUCCGAUUUGUGCCAGAAGAAUCUAAAGACAAAAUUGUUUCUGAUGAAGAUGUCCUUCAAACAUUAUUGAAAACAUUUAGAUCUUUAUUUGUAAAUGACUUGAACAGACAAAUGUUCCUUUUGAAUGUAAUUCCAGAAAUUAAAUCAAAAUAUCCAGAAAUACAUUCAGUGCAAUCUAAAACAAUAUCCAAAGCAAUAUACAAUGAUCAAGAACGUCAGAGAGCCCUUAAUCCAGAAGAAGUUUUGUUCAGUACAUUAGGAUUCAGCAUUAUUCGACAACCCAGUUCACUGAAGUCAGCUGGAAUAGGAGUUUUUGUAGCAAAAGGGUUUGUUCCAGAAGGAACUGUCGUAUCAAUGUAUCCUGGCACGAUCUAUGAAAAUCACGAACCCAUAUUUUUUCAAUCCAUUGGCAAUCCAUUUAUAUUUAGGUGUAUUGAUGGUGUACUUAUUGAUGGAAAUAAUAGGGGAAUCUCAAAGGCUAUAUACAGGUCAUGCAGCAAAAGAGAUCAAAUUGGUCCUUUAAAAAUGUGUGAUGCCUUUUGGCUUACAACUGCUAUGCAAAAUCCGUUGGCUGUGGGACAAUAUGUUAAUAAUUGUUCAAUAGAAAAAGAAGCAAAUGUUUGCUAUCAGGAACUGAACAUACCUAAAUGUUUUCCUAUAGAAUUUAAACAGUAUCUUCCAAACAUAAAGUACGGCCAUGAAAUAGAAAGGUCCUUGAGAUGUGUGGUUUUGGUAGCCCUCCGAGACAUUGGCCCAGGAGAAGAACUUUUUUCAAACUAUUACACAGUUAUUUCUUGAUGGUCAACUAUGGACUUUUACAGUAUUUAAACCAAAUGUGGUAUCCUUUAACAAAGAAUGAUUGAAGAUACAUUUUGGUACAAAAGUUUUAUUGCGAGUUAUGCCUUCAACUAUAUAUUUACUAAGUCAAACUUGUUGUGUUUUUUAAAUAGCA
Protobothrops mucrosquamatus (brown spotted pit viper) is the source of this 1121-nucleotide messenger RNA. RefSeq names its product SET domain containing 9 (gene SETD9). Gene Ontology annotation, molecular function: protein binding. The record is from RefSeq and is a predicted model, not a curated record. The transcript is spliced from 6 exons. NCBI's taxonomy places the organism in Eukaryota, Metazoa, Chordata, Lepidosauria, Squamata, Viperidae. The coding region runs from base 80 to 967 and encodes 295 amino acids.